Exophiala xenobiotica is the source of this 3651-nucleotide messenger RNA. RefSeq lists its product as uncharacterized. The transcript is spliced from 3 exons. Lineage: Eukaryota; Fungi; Ascomycota; Eurotiomycetes; Chaetothyriales; Herpotrichiellaceae. Bases 511 to 3165 code for a protein of 884 amino acids. The record is from RefSeq and is a predicted model, not a curated record.
CUUGGAUAGUCUGGUUCAAGGCCUUUCUGCUCGUGUUAAUGCUGGUUUGACUGAUGCGUGACUGGUCACUGGUGACUGAGACACGAAACUCGGCGUCCCAAACCUGAACGGGAACUUCUGCAACUCCGCGUCGCCUUGGAAAAAAGUGAAGGCGCAGGCACUGACUGGCAUUGGUUCAUCAACUGAUCGUCCCUCAACAACCAAACCUCAACCACAACAAGUCGACGCCGACAUCAUUGUUUCCUCAACCGCUUCAACAAGUUUUACUCUCUUCUUAGACGCAUCACUGGCUUUUCGCUGUCCUCUGACGAUCUCCCUUCGUUUGAGCCUCUUCGUCCUUCCCUUCGCAGUCCGCACGUCCGGUUUGGGUCCCUCGUCAACAGGGUCUCGCCUUUCAAUAGCCUCUUCUACCUUUCCAUCUAUAACACGGUUUAACAGCCUAGAUUGCCUUCGGUGGAGCGCAGAGGAUGAUGGUUUGAGCCAAUUAAUCCUUUAUUGAACCUAGUCAAUAUGGAGACGGUGCAGGCACCUGCAGGGAACUCCGAUGCGGAAGAGAAAUUUGAGGAUGCGACCGACGUCAACGACGACUCCAAACGGACUUCUACCCACGAGGAGCAACCUCCGUCCGAUACCAGCACUUCCAACGAACCUGAGCCUCAGCAACCAUCCUCCUCCCAAUCUGAACCUGAAUCACAAGAUGCGGCGAGCACACAGAUCCCGGAACAGAAUGAAGCAAAGCAUGAGGUGGACGCCACUCCGGCGGAUGAUUCAACACCCGUACAGUCUCUCGAAGGACAGCAAGUACCUACAUUAAAAGCUCCAGAACCCUCCGCCGAACAAUCGAGUCAACCGGAGAAGACUGAUCCGCCGAAACCUCCUGCUCGCCCUUCAAGAUUCCAAGGAUUCUCGGCUUCUUUGCCCUCAGUCCCAUGGGGAGCUCCUCCCAAUAGGAAAGCUUCAGAUGCACGAGCGCCGUCACCGCAGCCACCUCCACCUCCACCCAGCUCAUCCUUCGGGCGUAAAGUGACCACUCCUUUUGGAUGGUUGAGCCGGGCCACCUCCGCACAGAAAGAACCGCGUUCUCCUCCUCUGCCAUCGAAAGGCCAACUCGACGUUCGUCGAAACACUGCCGCCUCUGCCUCGACUCUCGGGAGCAAUCCCGAUCUCAUGUUGAAAGCUUUAGAAGAGGCGCAAGAUGGAUCCAAUGGACCAAAACAGCCCUCCAGGGCGUCGUUACGGGAGCAGUUCAAGAUGCUUCGGCUUCGGGAAGAAGCAGGCAUAACAAGCCUGGAAGGUACGGAAGAUGCCGAUGGCGGUGCCAUAGCAGGCUUGAUCGGACGAUCUGCAAGCUUGGGAGUCGGAAUUGCUACGCCUGGGAGUGUGGGCCAAGAUGACCAUAUGGUAGCCACGCCUGUCAUGUCGCCAUCCUCCCCGAUGACGGAGUCAAUACCGACGAAUCCAAAUCUCGCGCCCGGAACUGUAGCCGGGGUGGCAGCAUCGGCAGCGGAUACAGCAACGUCGAUCGAUUGGGACUUCUGGCAGAAUGUUGUGAAUGAAGGCCCACAAGCCGUUGCAAAAACGAGUCCCGACGAAUUCACUCAAGCCAUCAGUGGUGGGAUUCCGCAGACCAUUCGACCUGUCAUCUGGCAAGUCCUUGCUGGCAGUAAGAACGAGGAACUAGAAGCUGUCUAUUGGGAUUUGCGAAAUCGGGGUACGGGUGCCGAAAUAAAAGAACCGCCGCCAAAAUCGCCGUUGCUCAAUGGAAAUCAUGUGAAUGGCAGCGUCAAAGAGAAAGAGUCGGUUGGAUCAUCACGGUCCUCAGUCCGGUCGGACCACUCAACGCCAGCUACAAGUGCCAAUCUUGGGCUCGCCUCUCCUUCGCCUUCUCAGGAACAGACAGAUCCAAUGGUUGCUGCCAGGCUGCAGACCCAAUUAGCAGCGGAAAAAGCUAAGAAGGCGAAAGAGGAUUCCGCAGCGUUAGCCAAGCUUGAGAAAAUGAUCAAACGAGACAUGGGCUCAAGAACUAGCUACUCCAAGUACGCGGCAGCUGCAGGCCUACAAGAUGGUCUCUUCCACGUAUGCCGAGCGUAUGCAUUAUUCGACGAUGCCGUGGGCUAUCCUCAAGGCAUGAAUUUCAUCAUCAUGCCAUUGCUAUUCACGAUGCCAGAAGAAGAGGCCUUCUGUCUUCUCGUACGGCUGAUGAACAAGUAUCAACUGCGCGAUUUGUUCAUACAAGACAUGCCGGGCCUGCAUCUUCACCUGUACCAAUUCGAAAGAUUACUGGAAGAUCUCGAACCGGCUCUAUAUUGCCAUCUCAACAGGCGAGGCGUAAGCCCUAAACUUUAUGCAACUCAAUGGUUCCUCACAUUAUUUGCCUACAGGUUCCCGCUUCAACUUGUUAUGCGUGUUUUUGACCUGAUACUGUGUGAGGGUCUUGAAGGUGCAAUCCUGAAGUUCGGUAUGGCUGUCAUUCAACGCAAUGUUCAGGCGCUUCUGGCUAUGCAGGACAUGCAAGCACUCACCAACUUCUUGAAGGAGAAGAUUUUCGACGUAUACAUUGAUGCCACGCCUUCGUCGAAAUCGCUCUUGGAGUCUGGGUUUUUUGGCAGUUCGGGUGGAUCAGACACUGAAGUGUACCGAGCCGAUCUGCUUGUUCAGGAUGCAUGUGCCGUCAAACUCACUCCGGAUAUGCUGAGUCGAUAUCGCGAAGAAUACGAAACGACGACGAAGGCUGAAAGAGCCCGUGAAACCGAGCUUGAGAAUCUGAGGACAGACUGCGCCACCAAGGCUGCUCAGAUAAGGUCCUUGGAGCAGCGUGCCGAAAAAUCAGACGCCGAGCACAUCGAAAUCGCAAAUGAGCUGGUCAGACUCAAAGUCGAGAAUACCGAACUCCAAGAUCGAAAUGAGAGUUUGACGGGACAGGUGGAGGAAUUGAGGAAAGUCGCCGCAAGCGAGGCUGCAAAUGUCGAAGAAAGAAUGAGAGCCGGUACAGAACAAGUGAUGCAACGUAACAUCGAAGUGCAAAACCAAAAUCGUCAUAUGGAAGAACAAAUGACUGAAAUGGAAAAGGAGCUCGUUGAGAUCAAGAUGAAGUAUGCUGAGCUUAAUGGCGAACAUGAGGGUCUCAAGCAGAAAUGGAACGAUCUGAAGCGAGCUCUUGAAUGAAACUCUUGCUUUUGACGGCCGAAACAUCUAUGGUGACGACGAUUCUCCCAAACCGACGAGGCUUUCUAGCCAUGCGCGCUCAUUGUACAAGCAUUGGCCUGGGCCUCAUCUUUCGGCACUUCGCAAUGCAGGCACCGGUCUGUAGUGAGUCGUCUUACGUGUUCAUACCGACGUUACCUCUGACACUGCUGGCGCACGAACAUCCGGCGGAGCUGCCGUCGGGGGCGCGGGUUAUGGCCUCCGCACCAUGGAUUUAGUUGUGCAUUGGGUUGAACUAUAUCGACAUGAAGGGCGACUGAAGGAUACUACCUAUACGAUAUGACACAUGGGCAACGAACAUGAACAUCACAUGUAUGCAGAGGAAUCAGCAGAACCUAUAUACUAGGCUGCCGACGUAAAACAAUAUAUGAACCUUUGUGGGAGACUGGCUUGGCCUUUUCCUCGGUCUCAAAGCUGCAUGUUUGACAAUAGGUUGCUCGAGUCGAG